CUCUUAUCACCUGCCGAUGUCGGUUUGGCGUCGAUUCCAUGUCGCGAUAACAUUCCCUUGCCUUUAUUUGAUGUUCCCUUACAUCGCAUCGAUGAACAGCCCCUCACUGUGUCUGUCUGACCUCCAACCUCCCCUCCUGGCGAUAAUCCUUCCGGGCCGGCUUAUGUCACUAUCUCUCACUUGUGCUAUGUACUGACGUGAUCGGAUCCCCGACCCGCCAGCAUUGAUCCCCUCUCGGCUUCGGCGUUAUCACUGAUUCAUUCUUCCUUGUCUUUGCCGAAUCCGAUAAAACCUUGCACACCCCCCUCAUCACUUAGCUUCUCAAUCUGAUCCUAAAAGCAAACAUCUCACGUCUUCGGGACCGAAAGCAUCCUUGAAACCAAGCCAUUAGCCGCUGUCUCGGUGAACUGACAUCUCAAUGGCUGCCGACGAGACGACGCCACUGCUUCCAAAUGGGACAGCCGGGAACGAUAGUGUGAAUGGCAACUCCAACAGUUGUCAAUCAUCAUCAUCAUCAUCAAACAACACCGACACCGAAAACACCACCAGCGAUAACCAUCACCAUGUCAACAAAGAAAAACAACCGUCACUCAACCCCCUCACCCUCCUCACCCGCCUCCACGUCGAAACCCGCAUCCUCCUCGCCGCCUUCCUGAUCACCACCUCCUUCUCCUUCACCCAAGUCCCCAUCUUCUACGUCUUCUACCUCAUGGAAUGCGACGACUUCUACACCCGUCACCCUCCGUACGCUGGGUCCGGUGACCGAUGCAGCCGCAACGAGAUCGCCGCCGGCACCGCCACCGACUUCUCCUUUCUGGCCAUGAGCACCACCAUCUGCGGCACCGUCAACCUCUUCUUUGCCGGCUGGCUCGUCAAGAAAAUCGGCCCGCGACUGGCGCUGAUGGCCCAGGUUUUGGUCCCUGCCAUCCGCGUGCUGACCCAGAUCCUGGGUGUUUUGGCUGGCGGCAGGUCCGGCAUCGUGAUUUUUCAGGCGACGCAGUUGAUCACCGUCUUGGGCGGGCCCGUGGGGUAUAUCCUCAUCAUCAACAUCAUCGUCGGCGAGGUGGUCUCUCCCGCAAGAAGGACGCCCGUCUUUGGCAUGCUGCAGGGGUGCUUCAUGCUGGGCCAGGCGGUCGGCUACCUGACAGGCGGCAUGAUUGGGGAUGCGUGGGGGAUUCGGAGGCCGUUCGAGGUGGCCUUUGUUGCGUUUUUGAUCUCGACGGCAUAUGUGCAGUUGGCGCUACCGUACGUCAGUCCGGAGAGCAUGGCGGGCGGGAAGAAGCCCGGGUCCAAGGCGAAGGGGGUGGCUGCCGGGUUUUUUGCGCCGCUGAAGGUAUUGGCGCCGCAGAGAGUGAGGUUGAGGAGCGGGAAAGAGAUCAAGCAUUUUGGCGUGCUGAUCCUGUGUACGGGUGUGUUUUUGGGUGUGCUGGCCACCGACUUCGCUGCCAUGUUGAUCCAGAUGUACGCCACGGCCGUUUUUGGCUUCCACCAAAGCGACAACGGCUGGCUCAUGUCCGAGUUUGCCCUCAUGCGCGCCGUCUUCUUGAUCCUCCUCUUUCCGCGCAUCAUCUCCUCCGGUCGGAAAUGGUACGCCAAGCGGCAAUCCCAGCGCCAGCCGCGCCGUGACUCCAUUUCCGAUGAAAGGGAUCCCGCUACCCAAGGCCUGCUCAUCCGCCCCGAGCAACUGGAGGCUCCCAUGGGCACGUACGCCGAAGAAGAGCCCAUGGUGACACAGCCACCGACGGAAACGGAGGACACGCACUUUGAUCUCUUCUUCCUUCGUUGGAGCUUGGUGGCCGAUGGUUUGCUGACCUCUUGCGCUGCGCUGGCGACCAAGAAGUGGCACAUCUACCUGGCUGCGGCCAUGCUUCCGUUUGCGAGUGGCACUGCCCCGGCUGCAAAGGGUGUCAUGACGGAGAUGUGCUCGCCUUCACAAAGGGCUGAUGCGCUGAAUGCCUUGACGCUGGUUGAGAACAUUGGCAGGUUGGCGACGCAGGGUUUCUUUGGAUUUGUGUUUGCUGCCUUGGCAGAGGCCGGGAAGCCUCAUUUGACAUUUUAUUGCAAUGCGAUACUUGCCAUGAUCGCGGCGAGUGUCCUGAUCUUCUCCCGCUUCCCGCCAAGUGGGAGUGAGUUGAUUGAAGCCGACGAUGCAGAGGAGCACGUCGACGGAAGCACGUAGGGCGAAUGAGCAGAUCGCCCCGGGACAUAUUGUAUGUCAGGAUUCACGGAAAAAGUUUUGCGUUUUAGGAUACCAGGCGUUUUCGGUUUGGGAUAUACAAUCAUCAUCAUUUCCUGCUUCUUUGAUUUUAUUCUCGACACGGUCCUGAACCGUUCCAUUCACGCACCUAGAAUUACUGCGUAGAACGAGCUCAUCCUAUCUUCUCACUGUCAUAAUGGUUCUCACCCUAUGUCCACCCUCCAAUUUAAGAUACCACCACUAUCAUAACCACCUCCCCAACCCGCCACCCCCAUGAGCUGAACAUCCUUCAUCUCCCUCGCCCUCCCUGCCCCAUAGGACGGAACCUCUUGUUU
Molecule: messenger RNA, 2532 nt
Organism: Neurospora hispaniola
Lineage: Eukaryota; Fungi; Ascomycota; Sordariomycetes; Sordariales; Sordariaceae
Product: major facilitator superfamily domain-containing protein
Exons: 2
Coding region: 419-2179 (586 amino acids)
Biological process (GO): transmembrane transport
Cellular component (GO): membrane
Molecular function (GO): transmembrane transporter activity
Source: RefSeq, a predicted model, not a curated record